CUCAGGGACCACAGGCAGCAAUGCUGCGGCUGCUGGCGACCAGGGGCGCCGGGUUCUGCGUGCGUCCUGCAGGGGAGCCUGGCCACUCAAGGCACAGCCCGAGGUUCAGCCCCUGCCGCCAGGCUUCCGAUGUCCCCCGAAACCAGCCUCCCAGCCCCGAUUUGGUGGCUCGGCCGGUGGGCAUCAGCUCUAUGAUGCGCCUGCCGGUACAGGCCUCCCCCGAGGGGCUGGAUGCCGCCUUCGUCGGGGUGCCCCUGGACACUGGCACCUCCAACCGGCCGGGCGCUAGGUUCGGGCCCCGCUGCAUUCGGGAGGAAUCCGUGAUGCUGCGUGCGGUCAACCCUAGCACUGGCGCUGUCCCCUUCCAGUCUCUGUCGGUGGCCGAUCUGGGUGACGUGGGCAUCAACCUGUACAACCUUCGGGACAGCUGCCGGCUGAUCCGAGAGGCCUAUGAGAAGAUCGUCGCGGCUGACUGUGUCCCGCUGACCUUAGGUGGAGAUCACACAAUCACAUAUCCCAUAUUGCAAGCAAUGGCAGCAAAGCAUGGCCCUGUGGGACUGCUGCAUGUGGACGCCCACACGGACACGACUGACAAGGCUCUGGGGGAGACGCUCUAUCACGGGACGACCUUCCGCCGCGGCGUGGACGAGGGACUCCUGGACUGCAAGCGGGUGGUGCAGAUCGGCAUCCGAGGCUCUGCCGCCACCUUGGAUCCCUACCACUACAGCCGGAGCCAGGGCUUCCGGGUGGUCCUGGCUGAAGACUGCUGGUUCAAGUCGCUGGUCCCCCUGAUGGCAGAAGUCCGGGAGCAGGUGGGGGGCAAACCCCUGUACAUCAGCUUUGACAUCGAUGCCUUGGACCCCGCUUAUGCACCGGGGACAGGGACACCUGAAAUUGCUGGUCUCACCCCGAGUCAGGCUCUCGAGAUCAUCCGGGGCUGCCAGGGCCUGAACGUGGUGGGCUGUGACCUUGUGGAGGUUUCACCGCAGUACGAUGUUUCUGGGAACACGGCCCUCCUGGCGGCAAACCUGCUGUUUGAGAUGCUGUGCGCUCUCCCCAAAGUGAGAACUGCCUGAGUCUUCAAGAGACGCCUCGCUGCCCAGGUCUCCAGAACGUAAGGCCAGCAGCCUCGAGUAUGCAAGUUUAUGCCCACAAAGUUCUCUGCUGAAAGGGUCGCCGUGGCUGUGAGAUACAGACAUUUAGAACUGUAACCCAAACAGCCACUAUCUCUGAGCAGUUUGAAUGGACAUGAAAGGUUAAGCUCUGAUCCAAGUUCUGAGGUUUUUUUUUCCUUUGAUGAAAGAUGGUGGAGGAUACGGGGGAGGGGAUGGAGACUUCAAGGUUAUCUAAAAAUUGGAAAACUAAAAAACAUGCAAUAAUACUGUGAUUUUCCAUAUUUGUAUAGAAUCUUCUUUUAAAAUACAGCUCCGUCUCUAGAAGUUUAGGGGUGUGUACCUUAGUUUUAGGACUAUUGUAAUUAUAAAUGAAAAUUUAGAAAUUAAAAUACAUGCAAAUUCAAGGAGGAUGCCCAAAAUGUCUCUGAACUAGAAUCCACUUAGCUGAGCCCUUAAUGAAACUUCUAACCCAUUCUCUGUAAUACUGUUUUUGCAUUAGCUAUUUUGUGUGUGUAUGUGUGUGAGGUACUGGGGAUUGCAUCAAGGGCCUUUGAGCUAUAUCUCUGGCCCUGUUUUAACUUUUUUAAAAGACAGGGUCUUGGUAAAUUGUUAAAUGACCCAGGCUGGGCUUGGGGUUGAACUUGUGAUCCUCUUGCUUCAGCCUCCGAGAAUCCUGGAUUUGUUGUACACUAGCAAAAAGAGCUUGGUUAUAUUUGUAUUAUACCAAAAUACCUGUAAUGCGGCCUACUGUUCUAUAUGCAUGUUUCUUUUCCUCUGGGUGACCUAAUUGAUAUGUUAAUCAAUGCUCUCCACUAUAAAGAAUUGUAAAACCUAACCUAAUUGAUAUGUUAACCAUUGUUGCCCUCUACAAAUAACAGAUGUGGUGCUAAAAUAAGGUAACAGAAAGAUUGUUAAUUACUGCUAGACUCCUCUGUUCUCUGCUGAGGAAAACAAAGGUCUUCCUCAUUAACAGAUUUCCUGAUCCACGCCCAUAACCCUUACUUUUGUGAGCUGUGAUGUGUACAUAAAGGCGACACACAGCUUUUGCGAUGUCCAACUGCACUGUGUCGCUGGGCCCAGGAUAAAAUAAAUCAGCGCUGUUUUUUAAAAUAUGUUUUUGCCUCAUUUUUUGAACUUGAGUUUGGGGGCUCGUUUGUGGAUUACAAGAGAUUACUGGGUAAUGACUAGCACAUUAUUUGUUCUUUAAAGUGAGGAGCUCUCUGUGACAAGGGUUCCUGAAACCUGCAGUUGAAUUAUGCUGAUUAUGAGCAUGUGUUGAGUUACAUGUAAAUUCAAUUUUGUUGACAAUGUAUCUGUGAUAAAAUCUUUAUCUUGCAAUGCAAGAGCUACCGCAUAGUUACACACAUUAAAAUAGUUUAUUUGUUUCCAGUCUGUAAUAUUCUUAAAACAAAUAACAACUUCAGUGCCUGUUCACAAUACAAGAAACAAAACAAAACAAAAUCCCAAAACAAACAAAAAAAAGCAAACAAAAAACCCUGAAAAAAAAAAAACCCAAACCCAAAACAUAAAAAGAUACAAUUUGCCAAAUAAGUUAUUUGUUUCAAAGAGUAUCAAAAGUGCAAAA
Molecule: messenger RNA, 2700 nt
Organism: Cavia porcellus (domestic guinea pig)
Lineage: Eukaryota; Metazoa; Chordata; Mammalia; Rodentia; Caviidae
Gene: Agmat
Product: agmatinase
Exons: 7
Coding region: 21-1076 (351 amino acids)
Molecular function (GO): agmatinase activity; metal ion binding
Source: RefSeq, a predicted model, not a curated record